AUUCGGAGUAGACGUAUUUUUGAGAAAUUCUCUCUCAUUUACUCGUCGACUGAAGUUCAAGAAAAUUGUAGAAUAAAAAUAGGGAAAAGAAAAACAGGAGAAGAAAAGAAUCGAACCAAACAGAAUCAUGGUGACUCGAAAAUUUGUUGUUAAUCACAACGGUUCUUCAUUCGACGUGGAUUAUGAUGCCGAUGAUGGCUUUGAAGUCCGUCUUGUCUCUCUUUCUCUCGUUUCCCCAAUUCAUCUGCAAAUCAUUUGUCAAUUUCUUAUCGUUUUUGCAUCAGGUUUUCAAAUUCCAGCUCUUCUCCCUCACUUCAGUUCCUCCCGAUCAGCAAAAGAUAAUGGCUGGUGAAAAUGGUCCAACAAUACUGGAUGACUCUGAUCUCUUGACUAUCUCCAAUAAGCUUAAGCUGGUAUCCAUUAAUGAUGGGGAAAAAGAGAAGUCCGAUGCAGAAUUUUCAACAUCUGAUGAAGAGUUGGCUCGCAUUUUACAGGUCAUUGCUGAUGUAACUCCUUUUUUUUCCGUCAGAACAUGCCAGAGCAUUGUUAUUCUUGUUUGUAUAUUUUUAUUCAUGAUUUUAACAACCAUGCAAACACUGCUAUUUACUAGAUCAGUAGGGUCAUUGUUCUUAAUAGUGUUAGGUUGUUGAUCUUGUUUAGUGCUAGAUGAGUCAGACAAGAUUGGAUAAAUUCACAACAAGAAUGUGAUGAAUUAGGUGAUAAGUUUAUGAAACUAAUUUAUUGCUACUCUUUCAGGAAGCUUUAGGUUUUAUAUUAUGUUAAAUGCCUGCAUGUUAAGAUUAUCAAUUCUAUUCGGUUCUCUGCAUUUAGACGGAAUCCUUGAGACAGCUAAAAUAGAAUCAGUCCAAAGGUAAACAAUAAUUAUAUGACCAAUGUGUUUGAGUGUAGGCAGAAGAAGAUGCACUUAUGAUGCAGCAGUUUGUUGCUGCGGAGAAUACAGAGAUAGUUGAUCAGAGGAUUCGACCAUAUGUUGACCAAGUUCUAAUGUAUGAAGAUCCACAUCGUCAAGAAGCAGCUAGGAAGACAGUCCCGAUUGACAAGCUGGAGGAGAAGGCAUUGGUUGCUUUAGCUAGGGAGGGAACUUUUCAACCAUCCAAACCUGAACAAGAUCAUGCGUUCCUGCUGCAGCUACUGUUCUGGUUCAAGCAGUCAUUCAGGUGGGUAAAUUCACCUCCUUGUGAUAGUUGUGGCAAUGAAAGUACAAGGCAUGGCAUGGGGGUUGCAAAUUCUUCUGAAACUCGUUAUGCUGCAUCUCGAGUUGAGCUUUAUCGCUGUACCUCAUGCUUAGCCAUCACCCGCUUCCCGAGAUAUAACGAUCCUUUAAAGGUACCAACAUCAGUAUUUCGGCCAUGUUUGUUUUUCAAUAUCUUAUCAUCUCUUUUUAUGCAGCUCCUUGAAACAAGGAAGGGUCGUUGUGGGGAGUGGGCCAAUUGCUUUACUCUUUAUUGUCGAGCUUUCAAUUAUGAAUCUCGAUUGAUUCUGGACUUCACUGACCAUGUUUGGACAGAAUGCCAUUCACCACAUCUAGGAAGAUGGAUGCAUCUUGAUCCAUGUGAAGGAAUUUUUGACAAUCCAUUAUUGUAUGAGAAAGGGUGGAAAAAGAAUUUGAACUACGUGAUUGGUAUCGCAAGGGAUGGAGUAUAUGAUGUCACUAAACGUUACACAAGGAAGUGGAGUGAGGUUCUGGGGCGAAGAACUCUGACUACAGAAUCUGCUCUUGCUAUUAGUCUCUCAAAUAUAACCAAAGAAAGAAGAAAGAGUUUUGCAUCUCAAACUCUUCAUGUUCUUGAGGAACGAGACAGAAAUGAAGCUGAAGUACUUCAGCGAGAAUUGUACUCAAAAGAUAAUGGUUCAAUUUCCUUACCUGGAAGAAUGAGCGGGGAUGUCGAAUGGCGCGUAGCACGAUCUGAAUUUGGCUCUCAAUCAUUGGGCCUUUCUUCUUGUCCAGUUCGUAAAUGUAUAGAUGAUCAUGUCACUAAGAUUUACAAUUCACUUUCUCCUAUUCUUUCUCAAUUAGUUGAGGUAACUUCUUCAAAAACCGAAGCUAGUGACAUCAUCAGAUCUAUGAAAGAGAUUUUAGUGAAUCUUAAGAAUACCCCCUUCAAGACCAGGAGGAUAUCAGUGGAUUCUGUUUCAUACAGUGCAAAAUUCAUGAAGAUGGUUCCUUCUUUUUCCAAAUUGCUUGAUGCUCUAUCAUUGAAAAUUGAAUCAGAUGUGAAUGGCAGUAUGGAUAUUUGUUUGUCAUCUGAUCCUGUAAAAACAUCCCUGGCACUGCCAGUUGUCUUCCAUGCGUUGGAUGAUCUCAUACUUCAUAUAAAUCACAUUGGUCGUUUUGAUAACACUAGUAUCUCAUGGCCACUACUAAAACUAAAUAGAUUAAGUUGUGGUUUUGUCCUUGCAAGUGGAGAGGAGCUUCCUUUUGGAAUAGCCACGUCUGCAUUUGAUGGAACUCGGAUGUCGAAGUGGGAAGAGCCAAAUGGAGCAACAGGUUGCUGGAUUAUUUAUAAAUUAUUGGGAGAUCCAUUAUACAAGAUAGUGGCGUAUGAGCUUAUGUCCGCGAAUGACGCUCCAGAAAGGGAUCCAGCAGAAUGGUAUGGUGUCGCAGAUUUCUUUCUUGUGGAAAAGUGUAGCGUAUGUGGCAAAUUCAUGCAACAUUGCCAUCUGCAGCUCUGUUGCAGUUUGCUUGUGGAGACAGAUUUUGGUGAAUGUCUCAUUUGCUUCUGUUUGCUCUUAUCAGCAUUCAUUUCUCCCUUCCAUAGAACUUCACGAAUAAUAAAACCUCCCUAGACCAUUGUCCCUUUAAUAUUGAACGUCUCUUUCCCAGGGAAGUACUAGUAUUCUCAUUAAAUCAAAUUUGGGAUAAUGAUGCCUGAGAAAGUCACGAGUAUCUAUGCAUAUUGUCAUAUGUUGGAUGUAGGUGGUUGUGUCUGCGAAAGUCAUGACUAGCAACCCAAAGGUUUUCAGGAUAUGACUCGAUCAGAAACUGUAUACUUAGGGUUACAGGAAGUGAAUACAUUCAUUGGUUCUUUAUUGUUUCGUAAUGAUUGUUUAAAUUGGAAUCAGUGAUGACAUCUCAUUUCUAUUGUAUGAUUAUUUUCAUUUAGUGAAACCAAGAUCAAGAUUAGUUGCUUUACAGCUGGACUUUAGAAAACAAUCUUAGGGCUUUCUGAUUGGAACUGCAGAGAGAAAUGCUGGGGAAAACUGAAGAAUUUAUUGUGGCUAUUGUCAAACAUAGAUGGCAAGUGUUGUUUAGGAGAACUCUAGGCCUGUAGGGAUGGUGCUGAUGAGAUUGAUUGUAGGGUUGAGAGUGCAAACUAGCGUAUGGAGUUGUCAUGGAGAAGGAAAUGUCACGUUGGGAGUGAGUGUAGAUAUGAGUAGUAGAGUCGGUUUAGUUUUUGUUUUGUUUUCUCUGCAUUGGUAGAGUGUAAAGAUGAUGCUAUAUUUCUUUGCAUUUGGGAUUAGUUGUUGCAUCGGAAUGGGAUGAUAAAAUUCUAAUUAAAGAAUUGAGUCAGCCUUUACAGCUGAAUAAAAAAGCUUCUGAAGUGUAUUUGCCUUGUUCCCUCGUCAAUUUAUUUGGAGGGAUGUAUAAAAUACCUGAAUAUUGUGACUUUGCCGAAACUAAUAAGUUUCGUAUAAUGUUGUUGGACUAGCUUGCUGUUUUUACGCAAAUUUCCUAUUGUAUGUAUCUUUUUUACUGGAAUUACUAUGAAUUUGUUUGAUUAGGGUGCUCGAAGCAAGUCAAGAUGGAGGAUCAAGUUGGCAUAUUUUGGAUAAACAAACUGCUCAAAAGUUUGAAGAACGCUUUCAGCGGAAAUUAUUUAAGAUAAACUCGCCGGGAAUAUCAGCGAAUACCUUCAGGUAAAAUUUCAAGGGGAUUAUUCAGUUUCUCUGUGGUAGCAUUCAAUGCUAACAGUUAACACAGUUUUUUAAUUACGGAAAAUGUCAGGUUUAGGUUUACAUCAGUUAGAGAUCCAAAAUCAACUUCAAGGUUUCAGAUCGGUAGCAUUGAUCUCUACUCAAGUGAACUUUGAGCCUGAGGAUCCAUUCAUCUGCACAUUGGUGUUAAACUGAAAAUAAGCUUAUCAGUUGUUGUAUUCAUUCCCGUUACAUUGAAUUCUGGCUACCUGAAUGUAUCAUUUUUAAAAUGUCGAAUAUCUAGGAAUGUGCAGCCUACCUACCUGGAUUUGUGUAAUUUUGAUUAGCUUUUUAAAUAUCGGGUACAUUCAUUCCAUGGUAGCUGUUUAAGAGGAUCUUUUGGGAGGAAAAUUACCUUGAGAACAUUGCGAGUCACUGUUCUUUCAAUAAUUUUUUAUACUUCGUGAAAUUACUGUCUAGUGCCGUUAUUGGACCGACUGAACACUGAGCACUGAGUGGUUGAACCAUGUGAAUAUUUGCUUUACAAGUUUACGGAUUAGUGCCAAAAUCCAUUGAUUCGACACUUUGACCAACUUCACUGACAAAUCUAAUGUAAGGUGAUUUACCCAUGAG
Molecule: messenger RNA, 4509 nt
Organism: Oldenlandia corymbosa var. corymbosa
Lineage: Eukaryota; Viridiplantae; Streptophyta; Magnoliopsida; Gentianales; Rubiaceae
Source: the annotation of a GenBank genome assembly